This is a messenger RNA of Phacochoerus africanus (Common warthog), 3747 nucleotides long. It is a transcript of the gene MMP14, whose product is annotated as matrix metallopeptidase 14. NCBI's taxonomy places the organism in Eukaryota, Metazoa, Chordata, Mammalia, Artiodactyla, Suidae. The coding region runs from base 278 to 2044 and encodes 588 amino acids. The transcript is spliced from 10 exons. Gene Ontology annotation, biological process: zymogen activation; collagen catabolic process; extracellular matrix organization. Gene Ontology annotation, molecular function: metalloendopeptidase activity; zinc ion binding. Gene Ontology annotation, cellular component: extracellular matrix. The record is from RefSeq and is a predicted model, not a curated record.
GUGGGAGAAGGGAGGGACCAGUGGAGAGAGCAAGAGAGAGGGCUCGCGAUCCAGUUCGCCCACUAAGCAGAAGAAAGAUCAAAAAACGGAAAAGAGGGGACGAGCAAACAGGCGCUUUCAAGAACAAGCCCCUCAUCUCCAAGAGGACAGCGCCCUAGGAACCCAAAUUCAGUGCCUACCGAAGACAAAGGCUGCCCGAGGGAGCGGCGGCGCGACCCCGGGGCUUGGGCCCUGCCGCGGAGCCCGCACGGCCCGACUGCCUGGACGGUCGCGGACCAUGUCUCCCGCCCCGCGACCCGUCCGCAGUCUGCUGCUCCCCCUGCUCACGCUCGCCUCCGCGCUCGCCUCCCUCAGCUCUGCCCAAAGCUUCAGCCCCCGAAGUAACCACAUCCCUUCCCUACAGGCCUGGCUGCAGCAGUAUGGCUACCUGCCCCCUGGGGACCUGCGUACCCACACACAGCGCUCGCCCCAGUCACUCUCAGCUGCCAUUGCUGCCAUGCAGAGGUUCUACGGUCUGCGAGUGACAGGCAAGGCUGAUGCAGACACCAUGAAGGCCAUGAGGCGCCCCCGCUGUGGUGUUCCAGACAAGUUCGGCGCUGAGAUCAAGGCCAAUGUUCGAAGGAAGCGCUAUGCCAUCCAGGGCCUCAAAUGGCAGCAUAACGAGAUCACUUUCUGCAUCCAGAACUACACCCCCAAGGUGGGCGAAUAUGCCACAUUCGAGGCCAUCCGCAAGGCGUUCCGCGUGUGGGAGAGUGCCACGCCGCUGCGCUUCCGAGAGGUACCCUAUGCCUACAUCCGUGAGGGCCACGAGAAGCAGGCGGACAUCAUGAUCUUCUUUGCUGAAGGUUUCCAUGGUGACAGCACGCCUUUCGAUGGCGAGGGUGGCUUCCUGGCCCAUGCCUACUUCCCAGGCCCCAACAUUGGAGGAGACACGCACUUUGACUCUGCCGAGCCCUGGACUGUCCGGAAUGAGGAUCUGAAUGGGAAUGACAUCUUUCUGGUGGCUGUGCAUGAGCUGGGCCAUGCCCUGGGCCUUGAGCACUCCAAUGACCCCUCGGCCAUCAUGGCACCCUUUUACCAGUGGAUGGACACAGAGAAUUUUGUGCUACCCGAUGAUGACCGCCGGGGCAUCCAGCAACUUUAUGGAAGUGAGUCAGGUUUUCCCACCAAGAUGCCUCCUCAACCCAGGACCACCUCCAGGCCCUCUGUUCCUGAUAAGCCCAAAAACCCCACCUAUGGGCCCAACAUCUGUGAUGGAAACUUUGACACCGUGGCCAUGCUCCGAGGGGAGAUGUUUGUUUUCAAGGAACGCUGGUUCUGGCGGGUGAGGAAAAACCAGGUGAUGGAUGGAUACCCCAUGCCCAUCGGCCAGUUCUGGCGGGGCCUGCCAGCAUCCAUCAACACUGCCUACGAGAGGAAAGACGGCAAAUUCGUCUUCUUCAAAGGAGACAAGCACUGGGUGUUUGAUGAAGCUUCCCUGGAGCCUGGCUACCCCAAGCACAUUAAGGAGCUGGGCCGAGGACUGCCUACUGACAAGAUUGAUGCUGCUCUCUUCUGGAUGCCCAACGGAAAGACCUAUUUCUUCCGGGGAAACAAGUACUACCGUUUCAACGAGGAGCUCAGGGCAGUGGACAGCGAGUACCCCAAAAACAUCAAAGUCUGGGAAGGAAUCCCUGAGUCUCCCAGGGGGUCAUUCAUGGGCAGCGAUGAAGUCUUCACUUACUUCUACAAGGGGAACAAAUACUGGAAGUUCAACAACCAGAAGCUGAAGGUCGAGCCGGGCUACCCCAAGUCAGCCCUGCGGGACUGGAUGGGCUGCCCGUCGGGGGGCCGGCCGGAUGAGGGGACUGAGGAGGAGACAGAGGUGAUCAUCAUUGAGGUGGACGAGGAAGGCAGCGGAGCAGUGAGCGCGGCCGCCGUGGUGCUGCCCGUGCUGCUGCUGCUCCUGGUGCUGGCCGUGGGCCUCGCCGUCUUCUUCUUCCGACGCCACGGGACCCCCAAGCGACUGCUCUAUUGCCAGCGCUCCCUGCUGGACAAGGUCUGACCCCCACUGCCGCCCGCCCACUCCUACCACGAGAACUUUGUCUCUGAAGGCCAGUGGCAGCAGGUGGUGGUGGGUGGGCUGCUCCCAGCCGUCCCGAGCCCCCUCCCAACCCCCCCCACCUCUCUUCUUCUCUGUCUCAUGACUGGCCUGUCCCACCCUCCACGCUGGCAUCGCUUCUUCCCUAGAUGAGUCCCCUGGGGGCUGAGCGGCCCCUGCCCCUCAGGGGCCCCCCCAUGGCUUGGUGUGUGUUCAGCCCCAUCUGAAUGUCUUAGGCUCUGCACUUGAAGGCAGGACCCUCAGACCUCGCUGGUAAAGGUCAAGUGGGGUCACCUGCUCCUUUUCCAUUCCCUGACACACCUUUAACCUCUGAACUCUGACCUCAGGAGGCUCUGGGCACUCCCACCCCACAAGCCCCCAGGUGUACCCAAUUGGCAGCCUCCCACCACUCUUUCUGGCGAAAAGAAAUCUAUUCCCCUUGUGCGGGAGACUCUGGGGGAGUGACAGGGUGGGGGCUGCACCGCCAACCUAAGACCUUGGGAGGAAAGCUCAGAGAGGGUCAGUCCUCUCCACAAAGAUCUGCCUCUACCCCACCUGCCCCCGAGAACUUCCUCGGAAGGAGCCUGAGCCAUUAAGGACUAAACUGGGGCUGCAGAAACUCUUGACAGCCCUACCCUCCCAAAUGUUAGCCUCCAAUGGGGACGUCAAGGUUGGAAGAGCUGAGGCCAGGGGGUGCAGCUCCCCAGGGUGGAGCCUAGGAUGGUGACGGCCCGGAGCCCUGGGGGGGAGACUGGAAGCCGUGGAGAGAGAAACUUGCUCAAACACAGGCAGCUGGGGUAGGGACCCAGGGGCAGAGCAGUCAGAGGGAACAGGACAGGACCAAAAAGUGAACCAGGGAGGUGCGGCGGGAGUGGACGGCUAGGGGCCGGGCUGGCCAGGCCAGCAGGCAGGGCGUCAGGGUGGGCUGUGGUACCAGGAGGGCUUGUUUUCCGGGCGCUCUCAGGAAGGGCCCGAGAAAGGCACACCUGCUCCUGUGUGGUGCCAUUUUGCUUCUAUCAGACAGCAGGGAGGAGAAGGCAGGGAGCCAGAAAAAGGAGCAGAGAGGGCACACGUCCUGGGACUGGGGACUGGGGACCGAAGUGAGAGCAACCACCUAGUUAGGGAGCCGAGGAUCAGCCAGGCUGCGUGAUGGGGCGGGCAGGCGCCGGGCCGUUUCGGUCAGGUGAGCCCCUCCCUUCCCGAUCCUCCUACUGCUCAGCCCAUCCUACAGGUGUCCUGCCCCCCUUCCCACCCAGCCCACCCAUUUGAAGUCUCCUUCAGCCACCGAAGGUGGUUAUGGUACUGGAGACUUGGGAGAGUGAGAGACCCUGGGGACAGGGGUGGGGGGGGCAGCGAAGGGAGAGGGAUGUCAGGGGUCGGGGGCAGGGGGGUGGGAGGAAUGAGGUGAACGGUGCUGGCAGUUCGGCUAAAUUGUCUUGUUUGGGUUUUUUGUUUUGUUUAAUGUAUAUUUUUAUUAUAAUUAUUAUAUAUGAAUUCCCUUCAAAUCGUUCCUUUUUGUUAACAAGGGGGAAAGGGAGGGGUGGGGGUGGGGGGGGCAGAGGCAUCUGACCCCAGGAACCUGCAGGGCGGGGCUGGGUCAGUGCCCUCUAAGGACAUUUUUGACCUUGUUCAUCCUUUCCACGAAGAAUAAACAGUGUUUCACAUUC